Trichomycterus rosablanca is the source of this 1987-nucleotide messenger RNA. It is a transcript of the gene tent5ba, whose product is annotated as terminal nucleotidyltransferase 5ba. The record is from RefSeq and is a predicted model, not a curated record. Bases 160 to 1341 code for a protein of 393 amino acids. Lineage: Eukaryota; Metazoa; Chordata; Actinopteri; Siluriformes; Trichomycteridae. The transcript is spliced from 2 exons. Gene Ontology annotation, biological process: mRNA stabilization. Gene Ontology annotation, molecular function: RNA binding; poly(A) RNA polymerase activity.
CUGCUGUAUUUAGAAGAAAAAGACAAACAACAAGAGUGUUUUGUCUUAACAGUCUCUUUAUUUCAGCUGUGUUUCGUUCAGAGUUGGAAAUAAGGACGGCGACAUCUCUUCGGGAGUGAAGUUGUGUCUUAUUCCUGAUAGCUUCUCUCUUUCAUCGCCAUGUCAAUGUGUGACCGGCCGGAUCAGAGCGGGCGCUUCUGUGUCUUGUCCUGGGAGCAGGUUCAGCGUUUGGACUCUAUUUUGGGGGAGCCGGUUCCCAUUCACGGACGAGGAAACUUCCCGACACUUUCCGUUCAGCCCCGGCAAAUCGUUCAGGUUGUGCGUACGAGGCUGGAAAAGCGAGGCAUCACUGUAAGAGAUGUGAGGUUGAACGGCUCCGCUGCCAGUCACGUUUUGCACCAGGACACCGGGCUAGGCUACAAGGACUUGGACUUGAUCUUUGGUGUUUCUCUAUCUGACGACCAGGCCUUCCAUCUGGUUAAAGACGUGGUACUGGAGUGCCUGUUUGACUUCCUUCCCGAGGGCGUCAACAAACAGCGCAUCACGGCACUCACUCUGAAGGAGGUGUAUGUGCAGAAGCUGGUGAAGGUGUGCAACGACUCGGACCGAUGGAGUCUCAUAUCUCUCUCCAACAACACAGGCAAGAACGUAGAGCUCAAGUUCGUGGACUCCCUGAGACGGCAGUUUGAGUUCAGCGUGGACUCCUUUCAGAUCGGACUGGACUCUUUGUUGCUCUUUGACCGCUGCUCUGAAGCACCCAUGUCUGAAAGCUUUCAUCCUACCGUGCUGGGAGAAAGUGUGUAUGGAGACUUUGAGGAAGCUCUUGGCCACCUUCAUCAUAAAAUCAUCGCCACACGCAACCCGGAGGAGAUCCGAGGUGGGGGCCUCUUAAAGUACUGCCAUCUUCUGGUAAGAGGAUUCCGGCCGGGAUCAGAGACUGAGAUGAAAUCACUUCAGCGCUACAUGUGCUCACGUUUUUUUAUCGACUUCUCGGACAUCACUGAGCAACAGAGGAAGCUGGAGGCCUACUUGCAAAACCACUUUGUGGGCAUGGAACACAAGCGCUACAGCUACCUUAGCAGGCUCUACCUUGUGGUUAAUGAGAGCACAGUGUGUCUGAUGGGGCACGAGAGGCGCCAGACGUUGAACCUUAUUUCCAUGCUAGCACUGCGGGUGCUGGCUGAGCAGAAUGCCAUCCCAACAGUCACCAAUGUCACAUGUUACUACCAGCCCGCCCCUUACGUACGGGAUAUUAACUUUAGUAACUAUUACAUAGCUCAUGUACCACCACUGGUCCAUACCAGCACUAACUCCUUUCAGACUUGGCUGCCCUGCAAAUGACCUAAACGAAGAAAGAUAAUCAUCAAAAAAAAAACCUGAAAUGGAUAGCCAUCCCUUUCACCUUCUGGUAGGGUGAUAUGGGAGCACAGCUAAUACCAUGCUUGUUUUGGUCUCCACAAUGAAAGCAAUGGAAUACUAUAUUGGCUUUUCAGUAUAAAUGACUAAAGUGAACUGAUUAUUUACUGCUGUAUGUCCAAUAUGAGCCUCUUGCACUCUGAGAUGCUUACUUUUCUGACUAAGUAUGAAACUCUUGGUCUUUUCACAUGUAGCAAAAAAUCAAGCCUGCAGAACUUUCUGAUGGCAUCCCACCACAGGGCUAUAAAAAAAAAAACAAAGAAACCUGUACAAUCUGUUUAAAAGUCUGAAUUACUGAGGUGACGACAAAUUUUUUUCUUUUAACUGACCGAUUUAUGGUCCUGCUUUCUUUAACUGACCGAUUUAUGCUUUGUUUCCUCUUCAUUUAAAGGACCAAAGGUAUUCUAUUUUUCCUAAGAAGGGAUUAAGAAGCUUGAUACAAUUCCAAGUGCCUGAAACUAAAUCAGUGUACAAGCAGAUGAUAACUCUGUGUUCUCAUGAUUUUCUGUCUCCUGCAUUGAAUGUAAAGCUUCAGGGAUGGAGGCAUGCAUUUUCAUGUGAUUAAAAAAAU